AUGGGGUGCCGACGAUUUGAUGAUCCUGAUAACCUUUGGUUUUCUAAUCGCGUUCGUGCCGUUGAACGCAAAUGCGGGAAGAAGUGGUGCCGGCCAAGACAUGUGGACUUUGACUCUUUCCUAAAGGCGUCCAUUCUCUUCAUGUACCUACGAAUCUUCCCUGGCGAGCGGUUUCGGACAGUCCUUUGGGGCACACAAGCGUUCAACCUGGCAAUCUGUGUCACGUUUGUUCUUCUCGGAAUAUUCCAGUGUCGACCCAUCCACCUGGCUUGGACGGCUUGGAGAGGUGACUCCGAAAGCCAGGGCACAUGUAUGGAUGUCGUCAUCAUUGCGAUGGUCUACUCGGCGAUCCAGGUUGGACUGGACAUUUGGAUGCUCAUACUACCUCUCACGCAGACUCUGGGUUUGAACAUGAAGUGGAGCAAGAAGUUUGGGCUUAUGUUUAUGUUCAGCUUGGGGCUUUUCUAG
Molecule: messenger RNA, 468 nt
Organism: Colletotrichum siamense
Lineage: Eukaryota; Fungi; Ascomycota; Sordariomycetes; Glomerellales; Glomerellaceae
Exons: 5
Coding region: 1-468 (155 amino acids)
Source: RefSeq, a predicted model, not a curated record